CAACAGCGCGAACAAGAGAAGCGCAAGACAAGAACCAGCAGCAACACACACGCGGCGACCAAGACGAAAUGGGCCUGUGUGUGUCGUACGACGCGGCAGCCGACGGCCCGGCGACCGCGAGGGUGGUGCUCCCCAGCGGCGAGCUCAGGGAGUAUUCGCCGCCCGCAACUGCCGCGCUGGCGCUGGAGGAGGUGGGCCAGCAGGGGUGGUUCCUGUGCGACGCCGACAGGUUGGGGUUCGAGGGCUCCGUCGCGGCGGUGGCAGCCGGCGAGAUGCUCCAGCCGGGGCAGAUCUACUUCGUGCUCCCCGCAGAGAUGCUGCGACGCUACCUCACAGGCGAAGAGUUGGCCUCGCUCGCCGUCAAGGCCAGCGCCGCCCUCGUCAAGGCCGCCACCGCCUCGUCUGCCGGCGGCAGGCGCCGGCGGGGCUCGGUGAUGCCGCUCGUGUUCGCACCAUCCGAGGAGGACUACUCGGACAAAACCUUGGCGAAGUUUGCAGUGAAGCCGGCGGUGCCGCAGAAGCGGAGGGUGGCGUACCGAGGCGGGAGGUCGCCGCCGCGGUUCUCGCCCGACUUAACCGCCAUUUUGGAGAGCGAGUAGAGGUGCAGGGCACACGAGACUGACAGAAAAAAAAGGCGCAUUUUUGCACAUAGCCCUGCCUCGCCUAGCCGCGAGAGAUGCGUGGUUUCGGCCGCUGAUGUUAGAUCGGACGACGGAUAUAGACGCGGCAAAUGAUCUGUGGAUUAGUUUGUCAAGUUGGGUGGUAGAAGCAGUCGUGUUUCCUGUUUUGGGGGUUGCUAAUUUAGACGUCAGAGAAGCAGAUAUGUAAAUGUGAAUACUGUAUAAAUGUAUAAAUGA
Molecule: messenger RNA, 857 nt
Organism: Triticum dicoccoides
Lineage: Eukaryota; Viridiplantae; Streptophyta; Magnoliopsida; Poales; Poaceae
Exons: 1
Coding region: 69-599 (176 amino acids)
Source: RefSeq, a predicted model, not a curated record